UGACCGCUCCAAGACCAGGUACGAUCACGUGAUCACCUUCAGCUUGAUUAUUUGAAAUGCUCAGAGAGUUUCUGAUGUCUUCAGACGACAUGAUUCUGACCAACCACACAGCAGCAAACACCACCGGAGCCGAGGACUGGACGCAGGUGUACGUCGUGGUCAGUUGGAUCCAGCUCGUCAUGGCUGUGCUCAGCAUUCUGGGUUCAGGCUCCAUCAUCUGCUGCCUGAUGUUACGGGGACUCAGCCGGAAGCCCGAGGUUUUCUACAUGGCCUCCUUCUUCUACACCCUCAACUACGUUUGGAACCUCUACAAAGGAAUCAAGGAGAAGUACUGCAGCUGCAUGGAUGGAUACUCUGUACAGGUUUCCAACCGAGUGAGCACAGCGGGUAAAAUCGUUGCUCUGGUUUCAUGUCUGCUUCCUGUGCUGCUGAUGCUGCCGGUAAUCAUAGAGGGGAACAUCAGCCGCUGCCAGGCCAACCUUACCGAACCGUACAGGUGUCUGAUGAUGCACACCGGAGCGCUGUUCCUGAUGUCGGGCGAGCAGCCGAUGAGCCGGAGCUGCCUGUACCUGCACACCUACCACAUCACCGUCUUCCUCAUCACCGUGCUCGUCACCCUCCUGAGCAUCACGGUCCUCGUGGUCAAAGCGCGCUGUAUUUACAGGCGCAUCGUGACCUCUAACGGUUACCUGGGCAGCGAGCAGCGGGCCUCGUUCGGCGUGAUGGACCGGAGGAUGGUCCUGUACCCGCUGGUCUUCGUCUUCUGCUGGGGUCCAGCGGUGAUUCUGGCGUUUCUGCGAGUGGCGGAUCCCGCGGCGUGCCAGGGCAAAGCCGGGGUGGUGCUCUACAUCCUGCAGGCGUUAACCUCGGCCUCUCAGGGCUUCUUUAACUGUCUGGUCUACGGAUGGAUUCGCGUGUCCCUGCGCCGAGCCCGCAGGACGUUUUCGUCUCGAGACGUGGACACUCAGACGCCUCUGCUGCGAGCGCAGAAGAGGAGGGGCUACCAGACCCUGCAAACGCUCGCCUGAGACGCACCGAGACUGA
Neolamprologus brichardi is the source of this 1044-nucleotide messenger RNA. The record is from RefSeq and is a predicted model, not a curated record. NCBI's taxonomy places the organism in Eukaryota, Metazoa, Chordata, Actinopteri, Cichliformes, Cichlidae.